This is a messenger RNA of Oppiella nova, 530 nucleotides long. NCBI's taxonomy places the organism in Eukaryota, Metazoa, Arthropoda, Arachnida, Sarcoptiformes, Oppiidae. The record is from the annotation of a GenBank genome assembly.
AUUUUAAAAUUAUAUUGGACUAGAUGCCUGAUAUGACUAAUAUGUUUUUACUAAUUGUUUUAUUAAUUUGUAUCGCAAACAAUCUACACGUAACAAAUGGCCAAGGUAAUACUAAAAAGGAUUGCCAAGCUGGUGCAAAUGCUGAUUCGUGUUUGAUGAAAUUACUCAUGAUUGGCGACCCUGAUUAUAAGUUCCCGGAAAAUAUGGCCAGCAUGGACAAACAGUGCAGGACUUAUAAAAAUCAAGAAAAGUGUAUUAAAGAUUAUGCGGCUAAAUGUUUGGCAACGUUUCCCAAACAAGUGACUAAUGUCCUGGCUUACGGUGCUUCAAAAACAAAUAAGGCCUACUGUUCCACUAAGCGCCGUAAGGACUCGUUUAUAGCCAUAGGAAAGUGUGGUAACAAAUUGAAAUUCCUGGUCGAUAAGUGCAUGCGCCAAUUCAUCGAUAGCCUACAGGGCAUUGAAAAUUACCAGGAUGCUAAAAUGAAAAUACCUAUAUCAUGCUGGUAAGUUAUNAAUUAUUAAUUUAUA